Molecule: messenger RNA, 1956 nt
Organism: Umbelopsis ramanniana AG
Lineage: Eukaryota; Fungi; Mucoromycota; Umbelopsidomycetes; Umbelopsidales; Umbelopsidaceae
Exons: 6
Coding region: 50-1873 (607 amino acids)
Biological process (GO): maturation of LSU-rRNA from tricistronic rRNA transcript (SSU-rRNA, 5.8S rRNA, LSU-rRNA)
Cellular component (GO): nucleolus
Molecular function (GO): ATP binding; RNA helicase activity; nucleic acid binding
Source: RefSeq, a predicted model, not a curated record
UGCUUGCAGCUUUCGGUGUGAAAUCUUGUUACAGUCUGACUACUUAAUCAUGGCCGGUACUGCAGUCAAACGAAAGCAGAAUUCUCAAGUGAACAACUUGAAAGGCAAGAAACAGCAACUUUCCUCAGCCAAGGCUCACAAAGUUGAAGAGGAAGCUGUAGAGAUCGCAAACGAAGUAAGCGACGACGAUUCCGAAUCUGAAGAGGAGGAAGUUGAAGAGACCAACGAAGCUGAAGUUGACGGAUCUGAAGAAGAAUCAGAGGAAAGCGAAGAGAAAGCUGAUGCUGGUGAUAUCGCAGACGAAGCACCUGUUGUAGAUGAUUCAACUUCCAAUGCUGUGGUUGAUGAAAAGGGUAACCCCGUCAACAUGGAAUUUGAAAAGCUUGAUUGUUCAGACGCUACAAAGAAUGCAGUGAAGGAUAUGGGCUUCACCAGUAUGACCGAGGUUCAAGCUCGUACUAUUCCACCUUUGAUGGCAGGUCGUGAUGUCCUGGGUGCUGCCAAGACUGGAUCUGGAAAGACAGUUGCUUUCCUUAUUCCAGCUAUUGAAAUGCUUUCCAAAUUGAAGUUCAAGCCUCGCAAUGGAACUGGUGUUAUUAUCGUCUCUCCUACUCGUGAGCUGGCUCUUCAAAUCUUUGGUGUUGCCAAGGAUCUUCUCAAGUAUCAUCAACAAACCUUCGGUAUUGUGAUUGGAGGAGCCAACAGAAAGGCUGAAGCUGACAAGCUGAUCAAAGGUGUCAAUCUACUGGUUGCAACACCAGGUCGUCUUUUGGAUCAUUUGCAGAACACAAAAGGCUUUGUUUUCAAGAAUUUGAAAGCUCUUGUCAUUGAUGAAGCUGAUCGAAUUCUCGAGAUCGGUUUCGAAGAUGAAAUGAAGCAAAUCAUCAAGAUCCUUCCCAACGAGCGACAAACCAUGUUGUUCUCAGCCACACAAACUACCAAGGUCGAAGAUCUUGCUCGUAUAUCACUCAAGAAAGGACCUUUGUAUAUCAAUGUUGACGAACGCAAAGAUACAUCUACAGCUGAAGGCUUAGAACAAGGCUAUGUCGUUUGCAACUCAGACGCUAGAUUCCUUCUUCUGUUCACCUUUUUGCGCAAAAACUUGAAGAAGAAGGUCAUUGUGUUCUUCUCCAGCUGUAACUCUGUCAAGUACCAUGCUGAAUUGAUGAACUAUAUUGAUGUCCCUGUACUGGAUUUGCACGGACGACAAAAGCAGCAAAAGCGAACAAAUACUUUCUUUGAGUUCUGUAAUGCGGAGAAGGGCAUUUUGCUUUGUACAGAUGUUGCUGCCCGUGGUUUAGAUAUUCCUGCUGUCGAUUGGAUUAUUCAGUUCGAUCCUCCGGAUGAUCCACGUGACUAUAUUCAUCGUGUCGGUCGUACGGCGCGAGCUGGUGGUCGCGGAAAGAGUCUGCUUUUCCUUCUACCCAGCGAACUCGGCUUCUUGAGAUACUUGAAGCACGCCAAGGUUCCUCUCAACGAAUACCAAUUCCCCACUAGCAAGAUCGCCAAUGUCCAAAGCCAGUUGGAGAAGUUGAUUGAGAAGAACUACUACUUGAACAAGUCUGCACGAGAUGGCUAUCGAUCAUACCUUUCUGCAUAUGCCUCAUACAGUUUGAAGAAGAUUUUCAAUGUUAAUGACCUCGACUUGGUCAAGGUUGCCAAAGCAUUUGGAUUUUCCGUUCCACCCAAGGUGAAUAUAGCCAUCGGCAGCGCUACUGACAAGAGUGAUAAAAUCGAACGACGUGGUGGCGGCGGUGGAUUUGGAGCUGGAUAUCAAAAGAAGCAUGACGGCAAAGAACACUUUGUCAAGCAAAGAAACAGCGCCAUAGCAAGAGAAAAGGCAUCCGGCAACGGAAGACAGUUUUCUCGAUAAUGUACCCAAGCCCAGAAAACAUAUUCAUUCAUAUUAGACAACCAACAACUUCGUUUUUUUUUUAAAAAGAAUAAAACAUUUCA